AUGCAAAAGAUAACUUGUUUACUCAUAGGUCUCUCAUGGCAGGCUCUGGCUAUCCCAUUGUCUAGCCUCAAUGAAUUCUACCCAUCUUAUAUCGCCCUUGGCAACGCCACAAAUGAGCACGAUACACAUCCUUUCGCAAGCUUCACUCUUGACAAGAACAAUCCUGUAGCAACGUUGGAUUAUGGAUACGAGAUUGCUGGAUAUCCCUUCUUCCAAGUUGCCAGCUUCAGGGGAAAGGUUCAGGUUGAAUCAAGAUAUACUGAGGACCUCGGGAACAUAGAUCUGCCUUUCUCUGAUGGUCCGUUUUCUUUUGGCCAAGGCCUCACCAACACUUAUAGAGUGGAAACAUUCGAGGUCACUUCAGCAUGUCAACUGGAAUCUUACCUCGCUCAAGGUGGUCAACGCUGGCAAACGUUACGCUUACUCACGACAGGCUCAGUGACCUUCUCCAAGGUCGGAUUUAAAGCCACCGUCGACAAGCUUGAUUACGACAGACUCCCUGGACAGUUCACUUCAUCGAAUCCACUGUAUAAUGAGAUCUGGAAACUUGGUGCUAGGGCCUCUGGUGCUUCUUGUUUCGCAGCGGGGGCAUACAAGACCAUCUGGGAAACCUCGGACAGUGGUGUGUUUAUCAGAGGUACGCGUGCUGGUCUCACCACACGAGCGAACGACUUUACAAACUACAACCUUACCUUCUCCACAAAGAUCCAACGUGGUGGCCUUGGAUGGACCAUGGCCUAUCCUGUCAGCACCAGAUAUGGAGGUAUUCAACUGAACCUAGUCGGAAAUUACCCUGAGUCCACUACUUAUGUCAACGUUAAUCGGACUCUUCUGCCACCCAACUCGAUUGCUCUGGCCUAUGGUUUCAAUUUAGUCAACCAGACCACGCUUACUUCGUAUUACCUCGAAAACUUCAAGGUUCCUUUCCAGGUCAAAGAAGGGCAAUGGUACUCUGUCUCUGCAGCGAUGUAUGAUGACAAUUACCUCUCUGUCUCGGUCGAUGGUGCGAAGAUCUUCAACGUUACUCUAAAUGACUACUACAUCGGGUCUCCUACCGAUAUCACAACUGGCUCUUUUGGCUUCGGUGGUUGGCAAGAUCAAGCCGGCUACGUCAAGGAUGUCAAAGUUGUUUCGAGUAACGGAACUACCAUCUAUACUAAUCGUAUGACGAACUCAUCCACCGUUCUACCUGAAUUUGGUGUUCAGUCGAACACAGCAGACAUCUGUAUGGAUGGCGCCAAACGUGACAGACUAGUUUGGCUAGGCGACUUCUAUCAUACAGCUGCAAUCAUCAGUACCUCGACAAAUCGCAAGGACUACUCUGCAGGUACUCUUCAGACUUUCUUAGAUUGGCAGUUACCAUCUGGUCAGCUUCCACUCAACACACCUAUUGGUUAUCCUGGAUCUGCGACUCUUACCUUUGCCAGCUUCUCAGAGGCCGACGGCUACUAUUACUUCCUCGAGGAUUACCACAUUCUCGGUCUCCUUGCUUUUGGAUCUUAUAUGCGUUAUAACAAUGAUAUCGAUUUCGCCAAGAAGAACUGGGAGCAGUGGAAACUUGCAGUACAAUAUCUGAUCGGAAAAAUCGAUAAUUCUACAGGCAUUGUAACGGUAGGUUACGCCUUCUUCGGUGACGGCGCCGGUCUGGCUGUCAAUGCUGCUUCUGUGCAAGCUUUCAAAGAACUAGCUGAUGUAGCUAUCGCUGUUGGAGACAACAACUCAGCCGAAGCUUGGUCUGCAGUUGCCAAAAACUUGACUUCGACCAUCCAGUCCAAAUUUUGGCAACCCAGUCUGGGUCAUUUCAGCGACAACCCUCAGAAUGCAACAAAGCUUUCCAUCCAAGGACUUGGAUUUGUCAUUACUUCUGGUGUUGCAUCGGCUUCUCAAGCAAGAUCUUGCAUUAAUGCUUUGACUGCCUUGAAGCUCUCUCCUGGUUACAAAGACACGACAGAUGUUUCCUCGGAUGGCGUUGUCAAUAUUUCGCCCAAUACAAAUGGAUUCGUUCUCCCCGCUCUCUUACAGUCGAACCGUACAGCUGAAGCCAAGUACCUCUUCGAAAACCUCUGGGCCGCCAUGAUAAAGAACGAAACCACACACAGCGGCGCAUCCUGGAAUACUCUUUCGCACCCUUGGAGAGGUGCACCAACCUACAUCCUUACUGAGUACAUUGCUGGUAUUAGACCUGUGACAUUUGGAUACAAGACCUGGGUCAUUGCUCCAGCGUAUACUGGCUUCGAUCUCAAGUCUGCGAGUGCGCAGGUGACAACACCAUAUGGUGUGCUGAAAGUCCAGUGGAUUGUUGCAAACGGGAAAAUCAAUGCAGUCAUCAAUGCACCAGUUGGUACCUCUGGCACUUUUGUCAUCAACAGGGCGUUGUCGAACUUAACAAAAGCCAACACGGUCGUGCAGAUCCAAGGUAGUACUCUACCCAAGACCCUCUGCCUAGACCUGUAG
This is a messenger RNA of Aureobasidium melanogenum CBS 110374, 2454 nucleotides long. Its product is annotated as Six-hairpin glycosidase. Gene Ontology annotation, biological process: carbohydrate metabolic process. The record is from RefSeq and is a predicted model, not a curated record. Bases 1 to 2454 code for a protein of 817 amino acids. The transcript is spliced from 4 exons. NCBI's taxonomy places the organism in Eukaryota, Fungi, Ascomycota, Dothideomycetes, Dothideales, Saccotheciaceae.